AUGCCGGUUCAAUACAAGUUCCGUGGUGAGAAGGCUUUCCGAAGCCUGCUGAAUCUGACAACGCCAUGCACGCUUCAGCGAGUCAAGAGCGCCAUUUACGAGCAGGCGCGCAUCAGCGACACCACCACAGACUUAGACCUGGAUGACAACUCCACUGGAGCAAAGCUGGAUCCGAAGGUGCUGCUCGCCGAGGGCCGACUUGUACAGGUGCUGGUCCGCCGCACGCCUAAAGCUGAUGGGCAGCUUUCGGGUUCCCUCGGUGUCGACGUCGGGGGCCUCAGCGACGAUGACGACCUGGCAAUGGAUCGCGUGGUGCAGCAGCAUGAUGUGUCUGGCCUGGCCGGCCUGUCGUCCUCUGGAGCUCCGUCCCAUCGCUUCAACCGUUCGUAUAAUGCGGCAGCAAGCAGUGAUCGCAAACAGUUCGGCUACGAUGCUUCGGAUGAGGAGGAGGAAGAGCCGCCGGAACCUCCACCUGAGGGCUACGUUUGCCACAGGUGCGGAUUGACGGGAUCCCACUGGGCAUGGGAAUGUCCAACAAACGAGGAUCCCGAGCAUGUUAAGAAAGUCCGCCCUGCCAAGGGCAUUCCACGGAAGUGGCUUCGGAAGGUGAGUAUGGAGGAAGCACAAGAGAAGAGCGCAGGGGGAGUCACGCUCGUGGUCCCUGGGUACAGCGGCCACUAUAUCUACGACCACGAAGCUUCGGCCGAGGAAAAGAAGCGGAUCUUGGGCGACACAGUGCAGGAGAAGGUCACUGUGGCAUUCACACAAGGCGCGCGACGCGUGGAGGAGUCGCUCAAGUGCCCCUUGUGCCACCAGAUGUUUCGGCAGGCUGUGUUGGCGCCCUGUUGUGGAGCGACUUUUUGUAGCGACUGUGCCAUUGACAGAUUGGCACACUCCGCUGCGGACAGCAGCAACUGCCCGGGUUGUGGCCACGAGGUUCUCGUUCACCAGCUCAUACCCAACGAGGACAUUCGAAGACAAGUUGAGCAGGUGACCAAGGCGUCCAAAGCUACCGCGCUGGCAGCGCAGAAAGAACCCCAGAAGCCACAGAGUGGCUUCUCUUUGACGGCUGCACUGAAGGAGUUGACAGGGAGUUGUCCGAAUGAGAUGAUUUGA
Messenger RNA from Symbiodinium natans, 1116 nucleotides. NCBI's taxonomy places the organism in Eukaryota, Dinophyceae, Suessiales, Symbiodiniaceae. The record is from the annotation of a GenBank genome assembly.